AUGGAACACACCAACGAAGAUACCGCGCCGGAUGCACCACUCAUCGGCGAACGUGAAGGAGCCGAGCCUCACAAUCCCUCUUUGCAUCUGCGCUCAUUCGGGAACACUUUCGUCUGGGCCUUGACCAUUUCUGCAUGCGUCUCGGGGUUGCUCUUCGGCUACGACACAGGAGUCAUCAGCGGCACGCUUGUCUCCAUUGACACCGACCUCUCCUCCCGAAAAUUGACGAACAUCGACAAAGGCUUGAUAACCUCCUGUACGAGCUUCUUCGCCCUCGUUGCAAGUCCGGUCGCCGGUGUGAUGGCGGAUAAUAUGGGGAGGAAGAACGUGAUUGUGGUUGCCGACGGUCUCUUUACACUGGGUGCGCUGUGGCAGGCAUUCACGAGCUCGGUCUGGGGAAUGAUACUAGGCCGGAGCAUAGUGGGACUCGCAAUCGGAGGAGCCAGUAUGAUUGUGCCACUCUACAUAUCUGAGCUUGCGCCGGGGCAUCUGCGAGGUAGGCUUGUCACCGUAUCCCUGCUGUUCAUCACUGGUGGUCAGGUCAUUGCCUAUUUGGUCGGAUGGGCGUUCUCGUCCACGAGAGGCGGAUGGCGGUGGAUGGUUGGGCUUGGUUCAAUACCAGCAAUCGCACAGCUUGUCAUGCUGACGUUCAUGCCCGAAACACCUCGCUUUCUGGCCAGAGUGCGGAAAGAUGCAGACGCAAGGACUGUGCUUUCCAAGGUCUACAGGGGAAUGGUGCCCGACACCACCGAGAUUGUCGAUGGUAUCAUGUUGGCAAUCAGAAAGGGGCUACUCGAGGAGGAGGAAGCUCACCUACAGCUCAAAAGCUCGGAUUCUCGAUCGGCUCUCAUGCCACCUGCUCUGCAUUCUCUCCUAUUUCAUCCACCACACACCCGAGCCCUCAUAAUCACAUGCACUUUACAGGGCCUGCAACAGCUUUGCGGAUUCAACAGUCUGAUGUAUUUCUCAGCAACCAUCUUCCAGCGGCUUCACUUCUCCUCACCCACUCUGAUCUCUCUUACUGUUGCAGGAGCGAACUUCUUGUUAACGCUGGCCGCGUUCGGCCUGAUCGACCGCAUCGGGCGAAGGCGUAUCCUACUGAUAACAAUUCCUGUUAUGGUGGUGUCGCUGCUACUGUGUGCAGUGGCCUUCUCUUAUAUUCGCAGCGCGCCGGCGGAUCAUUUUGAUGUCCCAACAUCGAGCGCGGAGUUGCCCUCGGCCUCACGACUCCCGGCCCUGGGAAUAUUGUUUGCACUGCUCCUAUACGUGUCGACAUAUGCAAUCGGUCUUGGUCCAGUCCCAUGGCAGCAGUCCGAAAUGUUUCCUCUCAGCGUCCGGUCGCUCGGUUCCAGCCUCGCGACUGCCACAAAUUGGGGCAGCAAUACCAUUGUCGGACUGACCUUUCUGCCGAUGAUGGACCUGCUGACCCCGACGUGGACUUUCGUUUCUUACGCCGUCAUGUGUAGCGUGGGAUGGGUCGCCAUAUACCACAUCUACCCAGAGACCAUGGGCCUAGGGUUAGAGGAGGUGGGGGAGCUGUUAAAGCAUGGUUGGGGAGUCAAAGAGAGCAUGGAAAAGUUAAGAAUAUUGAAGUCACAGAGAGUAGAAUGA
Molecule: messenger RNA, 1611 nt
Organism: Capronia coronata CBS 617.96
Lineage: Eukaryota; Fungi; Ascomycota; Eurotiomycetes; Chaetothyriales; Herpotrichiellaceae
Exons: 1
Coding region: 1-1611 (536 amino acids)
Biological process (GO): transmembrane transport
Cellular component (GO): membrane
Molecular function (GO): myo-inositol:proton symporter activity
Source: RefSeq, a predicted model, not a curated record